Pseudophryne corroboree (corroboree frog) is the source of this 3381-nucleotide messenger RNA. Its product is annotated as zinc finger protein 260-like. NCBI's taxonomy places the organism in Eukaryota, Metazoa, Chordata, Amphibia, Anura, Myobatrachidae. Gene Ontology annotation, biological process: regulation of transcription by RNA polymerase II. The transcript has 4 exons. The record is from RefSeq and is a predicted model, not a curated record. Bases 116 to 2380 code for a protein of 754 amino acids. Gene Ontology annotation, molecular function: DNA-binding transcription factor activity, RNA polymerase II-specific; RNA polymerase II cis-regulatory region sequence-specific DNA binding.
AGAGGGAGAAGAAGAGACUUAUGUGAGGGGUGAUCAGCAGUGUAAGGAGGAGGAGAUCCCUACAGAUAUCAGCACAGAUGGACACACAAGCAGGAAUAUCUCAGAAGGACAUCUAAUGCUAUCCCUGGAUUCUGAAAUAACAGAUAAUGACAGUAUACAGGAUUCUCCAGGAGAUAACCCCAUUACCCCAAUUAUACAUCCAGCUCUAUCAGCUGAUCCCUCUGAUCCUGGGAAAUGUUCUCCUGAUCACUCUGAUAUUGGAGCAUCUGUUACAGCUCUGAGAGUAGAUACAGUGUUUCCCUGUUCUAUAGAUGCCAUAUGUUUUACACAGAACACAAACCUUAUUACUCAUCAGCCAGCUAAGGCAGGUGAGAGGCCAUUUCCAUGUUCUGAGUGUGGGAAAUGUUUUACAUACAAAUCAGCUCUUGUUACACAUCAGAGAAGUCACACAGGUGAGAAGCCGUAUUCCUGUUCUGAGUGUGGGAAAUGUUUUGCAUGUAAAUCAGGUCUUGUUAUACAUCAGAGAAGUCACACAGGUGAGAAGCCAUAUUCCUGUUCUGAGUGUGGGAAAUGUUUUUCAUCGAAAUACCAUCUUGUUAGUCAUCAGAGUAGUCACACAGGUGAGAAGCCAUAUUCCUGUUCUGAGUGUAGGAAAUGUUUUGCACGGAAACCAGAUCUUGUUCUACAUCAGAGAAGUCACACAGGUGAGAAGCCAUAUUCCUGUUCUGAGUGUGGGAAAUGUUUUGCAUGUAAAUCAGGUCUUGUUAUACAUCAGAGAAGUCACACAGGUGAGAAGCCAUAUUCCUGUUCUGAGUGUAGGAAAUGUUUUGCACGGAAAUCACAUCUUGUUAUACAUCAGAGAAGUCACACAGGUGAGAAGCCGUAUUCCUGUUCUGAGUGUGGGAAAUGUUUUGCACACAAAUCACAUUUUGUUAUACAUCAGAGAAGUCACACAGGUGAGAAGCCGUAUUCCUGUUCUGAGUGUGGGAAAUGUUUUUCAUCUAAACCAGAUCUUAUUAGUCAUCAGAGAAGUCACACAGGUGAGAAGCCGUAUUCCUGUUCUGAGUGUGGGAAAUGUUUUGCACACAAAUCACAAUUUGUUAUUCAUCAGCAUGCUCACACAGGUGAGAUGCCAUUUUCCUGUUCUGUGUGUGGGAAAUGUUUCGCACAGAAAUCCGCUCUUGUUACACAUCAGAGAAUUCACACAGGUGAGAAGCCGUAUUCCUGUUCUGAGUGUGGGAAAUGUUUCGUACAGAAAUCAGCUCUUGUUACACAUCAGAGAAUUCACACAGGUGAGAAGCCGUAUUCCUGUUCUGUGUGUGGGAAAUGUUUUGCAUAUAAAUCAAAUCUUGUUACACAUCAGAGAAGUCACACAGGGGAGAGGCCAUUUCCAUGUUCUGAGUGUGAGAAAUGUUUUGCAUGGAAAUCACAACUUGUUGCACAUCAGCGUAGUCACACAGGCGAGAAGCCAUUUCCGUGUUCUGAGUGUGGGAAAUGUUUUGCACACAAAUCAGAUCUUGUUACACAUCAGAGAAGUCACACAGGUGAGAAGCCAUUUCUAUGUUCUGAGUGUGGGAAAUGUUUUGCACACAAAUCAUAUCUUGUUACACAUCAAAGAAGUCACACAGGUGAAAGGCCAUUUUCUUGCUCUGAGUGUGGGAAAUGUUGUUUAUUUGAAGCACAUCUUGUUAUACAUCAGCGAAGUCACACAGGUGAGAAGCCAUUUUCUUGCUCUGAGUGUGGGAAAUGUUUUGCACACAAAUCAGCUCUAGUUAGACACAACAGAAGUCACACAGGUGAGAAGCCAUUUUCUUGUUCUGAGUGUGGGAAAUGUUUUACACAAAAAUCACAUUUUGUUACACAUCAGCAUCGUCACACAGGUGAGAAGCCAUUUUCAUGCUCUGAGUGUGGGAAAUGUUUUACAUCUAAAUCACAACUUGUUACACAUCAGCGAUGUCACACAGGUGAGAAGCCGUUUUCUUGCUCUGAUUGUGGGAAAUAUUUUACACGGAAAUCACAACUUGUUACACAUCAGAGAAGUCACACAGGUGAGAAGCCAUUUCCAUGUUCUGAAUGUGGGAAAUGUUUUGCACACAAAUCAGAUCUUGUUAAACAUCAGAGAACUCACACAUGUGAGAAUCCAUUUCCAUGUUCUGAGUGUGGGAAAUGUUUUACCCAGAAAUCAAGUCUUGUUACACAUCAGAGAAGUCACACUGGUGAGAAGCCAUUUUCCUGUUCUGAGUGUGGGAAAUGUUUUGCACGGAAAUCAGUUCUUAUUAAACAUCAGCGAAGUCACACAGGUGAGAAGCCAUUUCCAUGUUCUGAGAAAUCAGCUCUUAUUGCACACAAUAGACAUCACUCAGGUGAGGAACCAUUUUAAUCUUCUGGAGUAUACUCAUCAUUGCCAUGCGUUGUUCUUCAAGGUUUUUAUCCUAUCUUCUAUGCUUUUUGCAAUAUACAUGUCACCGCAGUGUGAAAUAAUCAGAUGUCAUGCCCUCAUCUACUGCUAUGCAGAUGACCUGUCUUUUGCUCCGGGUACUGAGAACCCAGUACCAUUCCUAAAUGGUUGUCUAGCUGAGCUCCAGGUGUGGGUGAUGCCAGUUGGCUGUGACUCAGUCCUGGUGAAACAGGUUCUUAUGAUAGAUGCUCACCAACAAAGGGCAGGGCUACAGCUCAGCUUUGCAAACCAACCAGAAUUACGCUUGGGGGUUCAGAGUUACAAAAUGCUGAUCCUGUGCGGAAUCUUGGUGUACUGGAUGGUGGAGUGACACUUAGACAUCAGGUAUCAGCCACAAUCAGAUCCUCAUCUGAGGAACAUAGCCAGACUCCAGCACUUAUUUCCCUCAGAAGAUCUACCUACAGUCAUACAUGCACUUGUAUCAUCACGCAUAGAGUACUGCAAUGUCCUCUACCUGGGUCUCCCAGCAAAAUAAUUGCACCGUUUGUAGCUUGUACAGAAUGCAGCAGCCAGGCUGUUACCUAACCAGCCCGUUCCUGCCACAUAACACCCAUUCUCUACUCCCUUCACCGGCUGCCUGUAAGAUGGGGACUCUAUUACAUAAUCUUACUGACUCUCCCAGCCCUACAUGACCAGGGACCAUGGUACCAGAAGCAGCUUCUGCCUCCUUACUGCACUGCUUGCUUCCAUCUGCAGAAGGACUAUUACCAGCAGUGCCAAAAAUCCCCAAGAAGUUCUGAGAUGCCAGGGAUGAGACAGGGUUGUGGUACUAGUGCUGUAGCGGGGGCUGCUGGAGGCACUGUCUUUGGGUAAUAUUGUCCCCAAGCAGUGCUAAGGUGUCAGAGGGGAGACAGGGCAGUGACAGUAUUGGGGGAGACAGGGAGGUGGCAGUAGUGGGAGAGGACAGGGCGGGUGGCAGUAGU